AUGACCUCCCUUCCAACUUUAGUGCUAAUCCCCGGGUCCUGGCACAAACCCGCAUGCUACGACAAAAUCACCACUUUACUCCGCGAACAACACCAGCUAAGAUGCGUAUCCAUUGCACUGCCCUCGACAGCCAACAACCCAGCCGCGACAUUCAAAGACGACAUUGACGCCGCGCGCGCCGCCAUAGCGAACGAAACCACAAACGGACGCAAUGUCGUCGUUGUUGCACACUCGUACGGAGGGAUGGUAGGGAACAGUGCGAUCAAGGGGUUUACUCCAGCAGCAGCAGCCACUGACAACGACGACACCGAAAACUCUACGACCAAGACAGGACAUGUAAUCGGGCUGAUUCUCAUCGCGUCUGGUUUCACUUUUACAGGACUUGCAUUCAUGGACCCAUUCCUCGGCCAUCCGCCCCCGUCAUGGCGCGUCAACAGCGACACUGGCUACGCCGAGCUCGUCACCCCCGCGCGCGAACUGUUUUAUCACGAUUUGCCAGCCGAGGAAGCAGAAUACUGGGUCUCGCAGCUCACCACACAGAGUCUGAAAUCCCUUUUCGAAGGUGGGGAGUAUGCGUAUGCGGGCUGGCAGGAUUUGCCGGCUGUGUGGUAUAUCGGCACAGUGGAGGAUCGCGGGUUGCCCGUGCUGGCGCAGCGCAUGACGGUGGGGAUGGCGCGGGCUAUGGGGUGUGCUGUUGAGCACAGGGAGCUGCAGACGAGCCAUUCGCCGUUUUUGAGUAUGCCAGAGGAGACGGUGAGGAUUAUGGUUCAGGCUGUUGAGGCUUUUGCGGGUACGACCACGAAGCGAGGGGGGGAUUCGGCAGGGGGAGGGGGGGAAACAGGAACAGGAACAGGAACAGGAACAGGAAUAGUGCCCAAGACGAUGCUCUGGCAGCCUGCAAGCUGGUUUCGAAUUGGACUACCGCUGGCCCUGGGGCGCGUCUUGGGGAGAGGCAUUCUCCUGUUUCGCUGGGGGCGGCGACUGUGGACUGGCCUGUGGACUGGGCGAUGA
Messenger RNA from Talaromyces rugulosus, 1011 nucleotides. RefSeq lists its product as uncharacterized. The record is from RefSeq and is a predicted model, not a curated record. Lineage: Eukaryota; Fungi; Ascomycota; Eurotiomycetes; Eurotiales; Trichocomaceae. The coding region runs from base 1 to 1011 and encodes 336 amino acids. The transcript has a single exon.